This is a messenger RNA of Drepanopeziza brunnea f. sp. 'multigermtubi' MB_m1, 1788 nucleotides long. RefSeq lists its product as uncharacterized. The record is from RefSeq and is a predicted model, not a curated record. Lineage: Eukaryota; Fungi; Ascomycota; Leotiomycetes; Helotiales; Drepanopezizaceae. Gene Ontology annotation, molecular function: oxidoreductase activity; FAD binding.
AUGACUUGUGUCCUCUACGAAGCCAGGCUUGCCUUGUUCACCUUGCUCAUUCUUUCUGUUCAGCUGGCAAACUCGUACCACAGCGGUGCACCGCCGUGCCGGUAUAUUCCAGGUGACGCCCGGUGGCCUUCGGGGGCGAAGUGGGACAAGUUGAACGCGACGGUAGGCGGGAGACUGAUUGCUACAAAGCCACUCGCGUCCGUGUGCCACGACCCAAUCUACAAUGCUGCCAUGUGCUCUACUCUCAAAGAUGAAUGGGACACUCCCUUACCAUUUAUCCAAGCUCCGGCCGAGAUCGUGACGGCACUCUUCCAGAACCAAAGCUGUGUGCCGUUCACUUCGAUCUCCACGCCGUGUACGCUGGGAAAUUAUGUCAGCUUUUCUAUCAACGUCACAGGGGUGCGAGACGCAGUCGCUGGGCUGAAGUUUGCCAAAGAUAACAACAUUCGGCUAGUGAUCAAAAACACCGGGCAUGACUACCUCGGGAAGUCGACUGGCAAAGGGGGUCUGGCGUUAUGGAUGCACAACCUCAAAUCCAUCGAGAUCAUUGACAGCUACAAGUCUCGGAACUACGAAGGCCCAGCAGCAAAACUAGGAGCCGGAGUCAUCGCUGCAGAUGCGUAUCUGGCCGUCCACCAACGUGGCUACCGUGUUGUCGGUGGGUCUUGCCCGACAGUCGGCCUUGCGGGAGGGUAUAGCCAAGGAGGAGGACAUUCGAGUCUGAGCGGGCAGUACGGUCUCGGUGCAGAUAACGUCCUGGAGUGGGAAGUUGUGACGGCUGACGGACGCCACCUGGUAGCGACACCAACGGAGCACGAGGAGCUCUUCUGGGCAUUGAGCGGCGGCGGCGGCGGAACAUUCGCCGUCGUCCUGUCCAUGACAACCCGGCUGCAUGCGGAUGGCCCAGUUGGCGGUGGCUUGCUGGUGCUGAACAUCACCCAGACCGGCCCGGAGGUGUACUGGGACACGGUGGAGCUCUUCCACGCCUCUCUACCUGCCAUCGUCGACACGGGCGCCACCGUCUCAUACCAGAUCACGAAUAGCCUUUUCAUCAUCGGCGCGAUUGCUGCACCGAACCGCACCGCAGCGGAAGUCACGGCUCUCUUGUCUCCGGUACUGACAAGCCUGGAAGCGAAGGCGGCCCCAUUCCUCUGGAUCCCGAGCCACUUCGAGACCUUCUACGACUGGUUCUCAGCUGCCUUUGGGCCUCUGCCGCUCGGGAUCUUCCCCGUCGGCGGGCUUACUGCCAGCCGGCUCUUCCCUCGGAAGGCCGUCGCCAGCCAGCCCAAGAAGGUCAACGACGCCCUCCGCAACACCGUCGCCAGCGGCACCUUCCACCUAGCCUGCCUCGGACUCAACGCCAACAUCUCCUCCGCCUCGGCAUCCUCAACUUCCAGUUCCCGUCCUGCAGCACCACCCGUCAACGCCGUCCACCCCGCCUGGCGCGAGACCCUGAUGCACUGCAUCGUCAUCGCCGACUGGGACUGGACGAUCCCCUCCAGCACCAUGGUCGCCCGCGAGGCGGAGCUGACGGCGCGGGUCGUGCCCGCGCUCGAAGCCGUCACGCCCGGCUCGGGGACCUACCUCAACGAGGCCAACUUCCUGCAGCCGCACUGGCAGCGCGAGUUCUACGGGGCGAACUACCCCCGCCUGCUGGACGUCAAGAGGCGCCUCGACCCGGAGGGUGUCUUCUACGCGCGGACGGCCGUCGGCAGCGAGGCGUGGGACGCGGAUCGCGAGGGGCGCUUGUGUCGGCCCGGGAAGAAGUAUGGCGAGGACGACCUGUGA